Molecule: messenger RNA, 1653 nt
Organism: Metarhizium brunneum ARSEF 3297
Lineage: Eukaryota; Fungi; Ascomycota; Sordariomycetes; Hypocreales; Clavicipitaceae
Gene: CDR
Product: Coenzyme A disulfide reductase
Molecular function (GO): flavin adenine dinucleotide binding; oxidoreductase activity
Source: RefSeq, a predicted model, not a curated record
AUGUCAAAAAAAGUCAUCAUAGUCGGUGGCGUCGCCGGUGGCAUGUCAGCAGCCACCCGGCUGCGUCGCCUCGAUGAAUCCGCAACGAUUACGGUAUUCGAAAAAGGCCCUUAUGCCAGCUACGCAAACUGUGGCAUACCGUACGCUCUCGGAAACGUCAUCAAGGACGACGAUGCACUCAUUCUGCACACGCCAAAGUAUUUUAAGGAGCGUUUCAACAUUGACGUCUACCUCAACACUGAAGUCACCGAAAUUGACCGCACAAACGAGAAAAUCAGCACACGAACCGUCGGCGGAACCGAGAUUCGCCAGUUCGACUACGACAAGCUCAUACUAUCUCAAGGCUCUCAGGCAAUUCGGCCUCGGAUUGAAGGAGAAGCCCAGAGCCAUGUGGUCACCCUACGAACCCCACAGGAUCUCCAACAAGUCAGAGGUAUCAUGUUGGACAGAGACGUCUGCAGUGUAUGCAUCAUCGGCGGCGGCUUCGUCGGCCUCGAAGCCGCCGAAAACCUGCGAGCCAUGAACUUCGCAGUCUCCAUUAUCGAGCAACUGCCCCAUGUCCUGCCUCCCGUGGACGCAGACAUCGCAGAGAUUCUCCACGCCGAGCUCAAGCGCCACGGGGUAGACGUCUUCCUCCACGACGGCGUGCGGAGAAUCGAGCGGUCGCACGUGGUCCUCGCCAGCAACGGGAGAGAGAUCCCCGCCGAGCUGGUCAUCCUCGCGGCCGGGAUGAGGGCGAGGACAGGCCUCGCAAAGCAGGCCGGUUUGGAAGUCGGACCGCGCGGGGUCAAGGUCGAUUCGCACAUGGAAACCUCGGACGAGGACGUAUACGCCGUGGGGGACAUGGUCGAGACGGAGCACGCCGUCUUGAAGCAGCCGCGCGUAGUUGCGCUGGGCGGGCCGGCGAACCGGCAGGGACGGCUUGCGGCCGACGACAUGUCCGGCAAGCUGGUGCACUACCGCGGCAACAUUGGCACCGUUGUCUGCAAGGUGUUUGAUCUGACUGUUGGCUUUGCGGGCCUGUCGGUCUCUGCGCUGCGGGAUGCCGGGCGAGAGCCUCUCUGGGUGACGGUGCAUCCGCCGAGCCAUGCCGUCUACUAUCCUGGCUCCCAUGCCAUUACGAUAAAGGCGGUUUUUGAGAAGAACACGGGGCGGAUUUUGGGCGUACAGGCAGUGGGCAGAGCAGGCGUGGAUAAACGUAUUGAUGUGUUGGCGACGGCGAUACAGGCCGGAAUGACCGUGUUUGACUUGGAACAUCUGGAACUUGGCUACGCGCCGCCCUACAGCUCGGCCAAAGAUCCAGUUAAUAUAGUUGGGUUUGUGGCGUCAAACUUGAUGCGCGGGGAUUACCGAAUCGUACACGCCGAGGAUCUCAGCUUGAAGAAGCUGAGCGAUUGGCAGGUUGUCGAUGUUCGGUCUGCCGAAGAGUUCGCGACGGGCCACCUCCCGAACGCGGUCAACUUGGCCAUUGACACGUUGAGGGAUCGUGUAGACACCCUGGAUAAGGCAAUUCCAGUACUUGUGUACUGCUACGUGGGUUAUCGCGGAUACUUGGCCUACCGGAUCCUCAGCCAGAAAGGAUUCAAUGUGGUAAAUCUUGAUGGCGGGCUCAAGGCAGUCAUUGAUGGAGGGUUUAAAUUACAAUCUUCUUGA